AGCCUAUGUUGAGACAUGGAAACACAAUCGAAUACUGCUUACAACUUCUUCCUCAAUUUCUCCAAUUUUUUGCUCUGUUUUUUCAAGAUUCAGAGCAUGGCAUUUUCGGCUCAUUUUUCUCACCUUUUUUUCACUUUUAUUUUUGUUUUAUCGACGGCACAAAUGACACUAGGUGACUCCGGCACAAUUGGAAUAAACUACGGCCGCGUGGCUAACAACCUCCCAUCGCCACCGCAGGUGGUGCAACUCCUCAAAGCGCAAGGUCUAACCAAAGUGAAGCUUUACGACACUGAUUCCACCGUUCUCUCUGCCCUUUCUGGCUCUGGCAUCUCCGUCACGGUGGCGCUCCCUAAUGAACAACUCUCCUCCGCCGCAGGUAGCUUAUCCUUCACUGACAAGUGGGUCCAGACCAACAUAAUCCCUUACUACCCCAAAACUCUGAUUGACGCCAUUGCCGUUGGUAACGAAGUCUUUGUAGACCCAAAAAACACCACAACUUUCCUCGUACCCGCCAUGAAAAAUGUUUAUGCAUCUCUCUCAAAGUACGACGUCGCUUCGAAAAUCAAAGUCUGCUCCCCUGUUGCAUUAAGCGCACUUCAAUCUUCCUACCCUUCUUCAUCCGGAUCAUUCAAAUCCGAGCUUAUUGAACCCGUAGUCAAGCCCAUGUUGAGUUUUCUCAAACAAACGGAUUCUUAUCUCAUGGUCAAUGCGUAUCCAUUUUUCGCUUACAUAGCGAAUACAGACACCAUUUCUCUAGACUACGCUAUGUUCAGGGAUAACAAAGGCGUAACCGACCCGAAGAACGGGCUUGUGUAUAAAAGCCUGUUCGAGGCCCAAGUCGACGCCGUUUUUGCAGCCAUGAACGCAUUGGGAUUUAAAGAUUUGAAAAUGGUGAUAUCUGAAACUGGGUGGCCUUCAUCUGGAGAUGAAAAUGAGGUUGGCUCAACUCCAGCCAAUGCGGCGGCGUAUAACGGUAACCUUGUCCGCAGAGUGCUCACCGGCAAGGGGACCCCGUUGAGGCCCAACCAGCCUCUUAACGUCUAUUUAUUUGCCCUCUUCAAUGAAAACCAGAAGACGGGGCCCACUUCUGAAAGAAAUUACGGACUUUUCUACCCGAACGAGAAGAAAGUGUACGACAUACCACUUACACUGGAAGGUUUAAAGAAUCAUCAGCCCGCGAUGAAAAAUGGAAGCAAGAAUCAAGUUCCAGCUGCGGCGGCACCGCCAAGUGGGGAGGUUUCAGCCAGUAAGGCGGCACAGACAUGGUGCGUGGCCAAUGGCGAUGCCGGGAAGAAGAAAUUACAGGAUGCACUCGAUUAUGCUUGUGGCGAAGGCGGUGCUGAUUGCCGUCCAAUUCAAGAGGGUGCGAAUUGUUAUAAUCCUAAUUCACUCGAUGCCCAUGCAUCAUACGCGUUCAAUAGUUAUUAUCAAAAGAAUGCUAGAAAAAGCGGUUCUUGUGAUUUUGGUGGUGCGGCCUACCUAGUCACUCAAUCUCCUAAAUUUGGCAAUUGCGUGUUUCCCACAGGCUAUUGAAUUGGACAAGUUUGAAGUAUUUGUUGGUGUUUAGGACAUGUUUGUCGAUUAUAUUAUUUGUGUAAUAUAGCAACGAUUGUGGGGUAGCAAUGGUAGGUUUGGCUAAUUUGACAUUUUUGUUGUUGUGAUUAGCUACCUAAGUUGGAGUUGCAUUCUUUACAGAUUUCGCAAUAUAGCUACUUGAUUUUAUUUUUCA
Messenger RNA from Olea europaea var. sylvestris, 1729 nucleotides. RefSeq names its product glucan endo-1,3-beta-glucosidase 14-like. Gene Ontology annotation, biological process: carbohydrate metabolic process. Gene Ontology annotation, cellular component: plasma membrane. NCBI's taxonomy places the organism in Eukaryota, Viridiplantae, Streptophyta, Magnoliopsida, Lamiales, Oleaceae. The record is from RefSeq and is a predicted model, not a curated record. The transcript is spliced from 2 exons. Bases 16 to 1533 code for a protein of 505 amino acids. Gene Ontology annotation, molecular function: hydrolase activity, hydrolyzing O-glycosyl compounds.